UGCUCCCAUGGGAACAGCCCCAGGGCCUGGUGUGGACACGGAGUGAGCGGAGCCAAACCGGCUCAGACCAGCCUGGAUUCCCAUGGAUCAGCCCCAGUAGAGUUGUGCCUCCAGCUCCGCAUCCGGGAGGAUUUUCCCAGGUGGAAGGAUUAGAUCUGGUGGGAUGUCAGAGACAUCCUGAAGAACCUGGAAGAUCCAUGGAAUGAUUCCGGGCGGUUCGGAGUGCUGAACCCAGGCACAAAAACACCUGGGAGAUGGAGCAGAGCCCCAUCAUGGUGAUCCUGCUGUGCGCCCUGUGCGUUCCAGCGGCGCUUCCUUUGGGAUCGGGAAUGGAGCUUCCCUUGGGAUUGGGAUCAGAGCUUCCCUCGGGAGCAGGAUUGGAGCUUCCCUCAGGACCGGGAUCUGAGCUUCCCUUGGAACCAGGCUCGGAGCUUCCCUUGGAACCGGGCUCGGAGCUUUCCUCGGAACCGCGAUCGGGAUCAGAGCUUCCCUCAGGAGCGGGAUCAGAGGUUCCCUCAGGAUUGGGAUUGGAGCCACCCUUGGAACCGGGCUCAGAGCUUUCCUCGGAACCGGGAUCUGAGCUUCCCUCAGAACCAGGAUCGGGAUCUGAGCUUCCCUCAGAACCAGGCUCGGAGCCUCCCUCGGAACCGGGCUCGGAGCCUCCCUUGGAACCAGGAUCAGGCUCGGCUCUUCCCCCGGGAGCGGAGCUCAUCCCGCUGGGGCUGAAGGCCAUGGUGGUGGUGAACUCCACGCCCUGCAGCGUCACCUGCGGGCUGGGCGUGAGGCAGGAGCGGCUGUGCGAGGUCAGCCCGGCCGGGGAGCGCCGCAACUGCUCCCUGGUGCGCUCGCGCUGCCUCAGCGAGUGGAUCUGCGGCCUCCGGCACCUCAGCGUUCCCGAGGGAAAGCCCUUCCAGCUCACCUGCCUCUCCCCGGACGCCGCCAGCCUGGAGGGACCCAAUUUCGGCUACACCUGGAGGUUCGCCCGGGGGCUCAUCACCACCAACGACCUCCUGUUCCAUCCCUUCCGCAAUCCCAGCCCUUCCCUGAGCUUCUCGCCGGCGCUGGAGUCGCACUCCGGGACCUACCGCUGCGACGUGCAGGUGCUGAGCUCCUUCCAGCUCGUCAAGAGGAUCUACUUCGGCCUCAGGGUGAUCCCCAGGGAUCUGGUGGAUCUCGACUUCCAGAAAUCCCUGACUUGGGAGCAGCAGCUGGCGGCCAACGGGGAGGAGCCGCCGGGAAACGCCACGGGCCCCACGGAGCCGGAGCAGCGGUGGAAUUUUUGGGAGAAGCAGUGGUUUUAUGAGGUCGUGCUGGGAGCUGGGAGUGGGGUGAUCGUGGGGAUCCUGUUCAGCCUCGGGCUCUGCUGCCUGGGCAGGAUUUGCAGGAAAAGAGCAGCACAAGAAAUGAACGGAGAUUGACGCAA
This is a messenger RNA of Vidua macroura (Pin-tailed whydah), 1423 nucleotides long. RefSeq names its product transmembrane protein 81 (gene TMEM81). The transcript has 4 exons. NCBI's taxonomy places the organism in Eukaryota, Metazoa, Chordata, Aves, Passeriformes, Viduidae. Bases 255 to 1418 code for a protein of 387 amino acids. The record is from RefSeq and is a predicted model, not a curated record.